Messenger RNA from Zychaea mexicana, 773 nucleotides. RefSeq lists its product as uncharacterized. The record is from RefSeq and is a predicted model, not a curated record. The transcript has a single exon. Bases 219 to 677 code for a protein of 152 amino acids. Lineage: Eukaryota; Fungi; Mucoromycota; Mucoromycetes; Mucorales; Lichtheimiaceae.
CGAUGCUGUUUCUGGUUUAUUUUUUUUCGUAAGAGGCGCGCGCACAAGGGGGUGGGUGGAGGAGGACCAAAGAGGGGCAGCUCUUACGCUGGUUGCGGGAAUAAAACGGUUUCCUCUAUAAUAGACCCAAAAUAAAAGAAAAAAUAACAUGUCAGCGAUGUUUUUUUUUUUUUUGUCGUUGUUGAUUUGGGGCACACACAUGCCACUCCCAUUCUCGAAUGAACACCAUUCGACUUUCUCUUCUUCUUCUUCUGUCUUCAUGUUCCACCACCCCUGCCCCACCAAUGCUCCGCUCCGCUUUCUUGCUCUGCAUCCCCCAUGAGCGACAGCAGAAAGUCAAAAAAACCACCUCUCUUUCUCUUCUUAUGCCACUUGCAUUCCAGGGCCCGCCCUCUCUUGUUACGAUCUCUCUUUUGCUUCGCAUUCCCUCUUCUCUUCUCUUUCACCACUCUAUAACCCCCCCCCCGCCCUUCACCUCACCCACCCGCCAAUUGGAAGGUUUGAUCAAGACCACACCUGUUUAUCCAAAAAUAAAAAAACGCGCGCGAUCACCACCUUCCAUGUAUGUCAUCAUGAUUCCUUCUCCCCUCUCGUCACACUCAUCCCUCCACACACAUAUACACACAAACCCUCUCACGCAUCUCUCCAUCCGUACGUACCAAAGUCAACUGGUGUGAAUUGCAAUGAUGCCGUUCUUCUUUUUUCACUCUCUCAAAAAAAAAGGGUGUGUGAGAAAGGCUCCUAAUCAGUAACACCUUGUUGUUUCCGUUUUG